Chondrus crispus (carragheen) is the source of this 1223-nucleotide messenger RNA. RefSeq lists its product as hypothetical. The transcript has 2 exons. The coding region runs from base 1 to 1113 and encodes 370 amino acids. NCBI's taxonomy places the organism in Eukaryota, Rhodophyta, Florideophyceae, Gigartinales, Gigartinaceae. The record is from RefSeq and is a predicted model, not a curated record.
AUGCACGAUAGAAGAAACGCCAUGGGCUCUUUCCGGAUCAACACCGACCCAUUUCAAAAUCAAAAGCUUACGGCUUUCUCCAGUCCCUAUUUCUAUCAACUGCGGAGCCUCCAUCAUGAUUCCUAUACUACGCAAUUUACUCAUCAACACAGAUGUCUUCCUUCCUCGCCACUAAAGACCCAUCAAUCCCGACGCCUGAUAAGGGCCGCUACCGUCAUGUCGACAACUCUUCCGGCGGGGGUGAAACGUUUCGGCGUGCCGUUUCUCCUGAAAGAUGUCGUUAUAGUUUCAGACGCUGCUCUUAUCCGCAAGAUCGCGAGCAACCCGGAUAUCACAAGGUCAGGAGGUGCGGAGCUUCCUUGGAUCUUCCAGAAAAUCUUUCUCGCGACCCAGUUUUAUUACCCAAAAGAAGACCGAUGGCAUAUUGCCUCGCUGGCGGAUGAGCAAGAUAACCGGCCGAAUCGCAGGCAUGAUGUGGAAGAGUAUCUCAAACAAGGAUUCAAUGAAGAUCAGAUUUCGCGACUGGUUGAAUUGGUGGAAGGUGACGGAAACGUGGAGUACGUUCGAAAAGAGGCAGUCAAGGUUGUAGCUGAAAUCAUUGGCGGGGUGCGACCGGGGCAGAAGCUUCCACAGGAAAUCGCCGACGCGGCAGCGCAGAUAAUGUUUUUCCUGCCCAUAGGUGUCGGCCCCGGCGGGUACUUGCGCGGGCGUGCCGCACGAGAAAAGCUCGAAAACUACUGUGUUGACUUGCUGCCAGAUGGUUCAGAGAUUGUAGACUACGUUCACAACCUGGCUACUCCGACGGCGUUCGGGGACGCGUUGAUGGCCCUUCGAAACACGACUUCCCCGAAUCCAAAGAGUUAUUUCUUGAACAAUCCCUUGCUUCCCAUCUUGUACAGGUUUCCGAAGAAAACUACCACCGUAGGAGGUCUCUUCCCACAAGAUGGUGCUUUGAAGCCUGGAAGUGUCAUCAUUCUAGACCUCGCCUCGGCCGCCAAAGCGACGCAAGACGAAAAGUUCCUUUUCGGCACUGGCCUUGAGACGCGGCAAUGCCCUUUUAAAGGCGUGUUCUUUGACACUGUAGAUAAGAUCCAAAGUAGGAGAUUGAAGUAGCAUACGCCCCCACCAGUGCUCCUAGACAUCUUUGACCAUGGGUGAGCGUACUGUAGCAAUGCACGAAUUAAUCGAGGGGAUUUUUGUUACGUACCACUCUUAUUUUGGAA